Anolis sagrei ordinatus is the source of this 1772-nucleotide messenger RNA. Its product is annotated as galactose-3-O-sulfotransferase 2-like. NCBI's taxonomy places the organism in Eukaryota, Metazoa, Chordata, Lepidosauria, Squamata, Anolidae. Gene Ontology annotation, cellular component: membrane. The record is from RefSeq and is a predicted model, not a curated record. Gene Ontology annotation, biological process: glycolipid biosynthetic process. Gene Ontology annotation, molecular function: galactosylceramide sulfotransferase activity.
AUGAGACCAAGCAUAGCAUUUGACAAAACCAAACUUCUGGAUGCCAGCUGGGGCAGUGAAGAAGACUUCUGGCAAAAAGUGCUUUCAGAGGAGAGAGAGAUGUUGCAGGUCCUCCAUAAAACAAACCAACCGGACCCAAAAAAUCGCAGCACUGAAAAAAUCCCUGUAAGAGACCAGGAAGUACUGAGCCUCACUGACAAUAUGAAUUAUAUUGGUACAAUAAACACUAGAAGUUCCUUGAUCCAGGAGGCAAAUCCCACAACAGGGUUCAUUGAAAAGGAUCAAAACUCAGAAUUUUGGGGGCCACAGAGAAGCUAUGCUUCCAGAGGUACUACAAGGACUAAACCAUGGACUUUUUCAGACCCAAGAGACAAAAUGCCAACUGAGAUGGCUUUGACAAAAAUACCCAAAAGGCCAACUCAACCAGAAGAAAUGAUUGUUCCAAAGGGUCAAAGAACAGCUGGGGCCAGCAUCCCUGGUCUCUCUCAGCCUGCAACAUGCAAGCCUAAGACUCGUGUUGUUUUCCUAAAAGUGCACAAGAGUGCCAGCAGUACUGUCAUGAACAUCUUGUUCCGUUUUGGAGAGACUCACAACCUUACCUUUGCCUUGCCUGUCAAUGGAGCCAGUCAGUUGUAUUAUCCAUUAUAUUUCACAGCUGCAGCAGUGGAGGGAUAUGUUCCAGGCAAGGAUUCCCAGUUUGACAUUAUGUGUCACCACAUGAGAUUCUUUGAGCCAGAGGUUGCUAAAGUAAUGGGAAAUACUACCUUUUACUUUGCCAUCCUCCGGAAUCCUGUUUAUCUCAUGGAAUCUUCAUUCAAUUAUUAUAAAGGAACAUCUUCAUUUUCCAAAGCCAAAACCUUAGAAGAAUUUCUCAACCAGACUUCUCUGUUUUAUAAUGCCUCAGCCAAUGAUAGCCACUAUGCCAAAAACUUAAUGACCUUUGAUUUUGGAUACAACAACAAUGGAAACUUUUUCACCAAACGUGUGCAACUCAUGGUGAGAGCCAUUGAGGCAGAAUUUGACCUUCUCCUGAUCUCAGAGUAUUUUGAUGAGUCCAUGGUGCUGCUGAAGAAGCUCUUGUGUUGGGACCUGGAUGAUGUGGUCUCCUUCCCUCUCAACAGUAGGCAUAACAGCUCCAAAAACCAUCUCUCAGAAAGCACCAGAGAGCAGAUCAAGAAUUGGAACAAGCUAGACUGGGAACUUUAUGUGCAUUUCAACAGGACCUUUUGGGAAAAGAUAGAUUUGCACAUUGGCCAGGAGUUCAUGCAACAAGAAGUGAGGUUGCUUCAACAGAGGCGCAAGGAGCUGGCUGAGAUUUGCCUUCAAGAAGGUGGCAGCAUACCACCCAAGCUGAUCAAGGAUCGGGCAUUGGCACCAUUCCAAUAUGGAAAAGCAAAAAUCCUAGGCUAUAACUUGAAGGAUGGACUAGAUAAUACAACAAGGCAGAUGUGCCAGAGCUUGGUGACACCUGAGCUUCAAUAUAGUAAACUCCUAUACAGGAAACAGUUUCCCAAAAAAGCUUUGAAGCUCAGCAAUUCAGCUCGCUUGGCAAAUCUACACUACCGCAGGACAGUUUGAAAACAAACCAAUGAGGCACAUAUUUGUUAGGCUCUGAUACACAUUUUGGCACCAUCAGGACUAGCUAGGCUGCUGGCCUGAAGAAGAAUGGAAAGGGCAGCUACAGAAUAUGCUAAUAUCAAAUGCACAUCUUUCAUUAAUUUAUUACUAGCACUUUAAAAUAUAUCAACCUGCUUAAGUGCCUUUCAUCUUGC